AUGCGGCUGGGACCACAACGUGCGCUCUGUGCACUGCAAAGAGGACGCUCGGUGCUUCUUCAACAUCAAUCAACUGCAACACGCACCAUAUCCUCCUCCGCACGUCGACAACUAGAGCCAACGGUCGGUGCAGGACCCAAAGAUGACCCUCAAAUCGGGUCAUAUCCACGGCUAGAAGGGAGGAGUAACCAAGAAAGAAGUGCUACAGGCUUCUGGGACCAACAAUACCGUCGAAACUUUGGCGAAACGCUUCAUGAACAAGACGAGGCCCUGAACAUGUUCUCGCCCGACUUGCCUCAUGCAAAUAUCAGCCCAAUGUCUGCACUCACACAAGCAUCGCUUGCGUUUGCUAUUCUUGGUGGUGUAAUGGUUGUUUUGGCCUAUACUCGCCCGGAGAUGCCUGCGACCAGGCGAACAUUUCCACGAGACGGUCUCGUCGACGAACUCGGCGGAUGGCAGCCAAACAAGGCGAGUUUGCCAAAUUAUAUCUCGAAACAUAUUGACACAAUCUACCAGGCGAAAACGGAAUCCUUGGACGAGCACUAG
Molecule: messenger RNA, 546 nt
Organism: Serendipita indica DSM 11827
Lineage: Eukaryota; Fungi; Basidiomycota; Agaricomycetes; Sebacinales; Serendipitaceae
Source: the annotation of a GenBank genome assembly